CCCAGACAAGGCAGACACAUACACACUUACUUGCCAGAGGUUGGAACAGAGAGCUGGCCUUCUCCUCCUGGACCCGUGGACCCCACAGAGCCUGGAGACCUCAGCCUGGAGCAUGGCGAGUCCAGAGCACCCCCAGAACCCUGGCUGGACAGGACCUGUAACCCAGUACGCAACAAGGACCAGGCAGGAAGCACCCACCACAGGCCCAGACCUCCCGUGUCUAGGACCCGAUGGACAUUUAGAUGCCUGCAGUGGCCCCAGCUCCAACUCCAGCAUGACCACUCGCGAGCUGCAGGAGAGCUGGCAGAAGGAGAAGGGCCACUGGAAACCCGUCAAGCUGCUCUUUGAGAUUGCUUCAGCGCGCAUCGAGGAAAGAAAACUCUCCAAGUUCGUGCUGUACCAGAUCGUCGUGGUGCAGACCGGGAGCUUCGACAGCGGCCGGGCGGUGGUGGAGCGGCGCUACUCGGACUUCGAGCGGCUGCACCGGAGCCUGCGCAAGGCGUUCGCCGAGGAGAUGGAGGACGUGGCGUUCCCGCGGAAGCGGCUGGCGGGCGGCCUGGCGGCGGCGGUGGUGAGCGAGCGCGCACGCGCGCUGCGCGAGUACCUGCGGCAGGUGCACGCCAUCCGCGCCGUGCGCCGCUCCCGGGAGCUGGCCGACUUCCUGACGCGGCCCGAGCUGCGCGAGGCCUUCGGCUGCCUGCGCGCCGGCCGCUACGCGCGCGCGCUGGAGCUGCUGGGCCGCGCGCUGCCGCUGCACGAGAAGCUGACGGCGCACUGGGCCCCCGCGCGCGUGCCCGCGCUCUGCGCCCUGCUGCUGUGCCACCGCGACCUGGGCCGCCCCGCCGACGCCUUCGCGGCCGGCGAGCGCGCCCUGCGCUGCCUGCAGGCCCGCGAGAGCCACCGCUACUACGGCCCGCUGCUGGACGCCAUGGUCCACCUGGCCUACGCGCUGGGCAAGGACUUCGUGUCCCUGCAGGCCCGGCUGGAGGAGAGCCGGCUCCGGAGGCCCGCGGACCGCAGCGUCACCCUCAAGGAGCUGACGGUGCGCGAGUACCUGUCCUGACGCUCCCUUUGGGACUCUGAUGGUGGCACUGGUCAGCCCUCUCCGGUGGUACCCAUGGAAGCCCCUGUUUGUUGUGUCUUGUGUCCCCUGGGUGCCAGGCUCACCUUAUCCUAAAACGACAAAGCCAGGCCGGGCACUGGGUGGCUCAUGCCUGUCAUCCUAGAUCCUCAGGGGGCUCAGAUCUGAGUGGUUUGAAGCCAGACUGUACAGAAAAGCCCGUGAGACUCUUAUCUCCCAUAAACUACCAUAAAAGCCAGAAGUGGUGCUGUGGUAGAGGGCUAGCCUUGAACCAGAAAGCUCAGGGACAGGGCCUAGGCCCUGAGUUGAAGCCCCAGGACUGACACAAAACAAAACCAAAAAAAGCCUACAAGCCCAGCUGCCAAGACUUUGGGAAUGGUGUGGAAAUUACCUGUUUCUGUGCCUUGCCAGAGAAGAAAUUUAUGUCAAAUGUCAUCCAUAAAGCAGCAGGCCAUUCUUUGACAGACAUCCUUCUCCAGCUACUCUGUGGGCUUCAGGGCUGCUUGCAAAUGUUCCCAGCCAUCCAGAUACUGUGUCUUUUCCCCUAUAGCAAGGAGCCACCCCCCAGUAGAUUCAAAAUUCAUCCAGGUCAGCCUCCCCUCCCCCCAGGAUAGUGUCUAGACCAAUGAUCUGACCUAAUUAGUGGUCCAGGCUGGUUUGGGUCAAUAUGUGUUUACAGCUGGAAACCCAUGAAGACCUAAGUCAUCUGUCUGAGCUUAUCUGGGUGCAUGAAGAGACUGUAAUUUGAGAAUGUUAAGAUGGGAUAGCACCUUAUCCUGGACAGGGAUCUGGCUCAGAGGAGAGAGGUCAAGGUACUCCUGGACGGCCUUUCACCAAACUGCACCAGAUGCUGUUCAACAGUGAUACCUUGUGGUAGCCGCUGUAGUGUUUGCUAAUAAGUCCUUAAGUCCCUAAAUACUGGAGGAGAAAGAUAUUUCAAGUGAGCACAUGAGAAAUUAAAGUGUUAAAUGGAAA
Perognathus longimembris pacificus (Pacific pocket mouse) is the source of this 2056-nucleotide messenger RNA. RefSeq names its product sorting nexin 20 (gene Snx20). Gene Ontology annotation, cellular component: early endosome membrane. Gene Ontology annotation, molecular function: protein binding; phosphatidylinositol phosphate binding. Bases 113 to 1063 code for a protein of 316 amino acids. The transcript has 5 exons. NCBI's taxonomy places the organism in Eukaryota, Metazoa, Chordata, Mammalia, Rodentia, Heteromyidae. Gene Ontology annotation, biological process: protein transport. The record is from RefSeq and is a predicted model, not a curated record.